This is a messenger RNA of Diabrotica balteata, 625 nucleotides long. Lineage: Eukaryota; Metazoa; Arthropoda; Insecta; Coleoptera; Chrysomelidae. The record is from the annotation of a GenBank genome assembly.
ACUUGAGAUUCAAAAAUCAACAAGAUGAAACUCUUGCAUAUCUUUGUAGUGAUCUGUAUCUGCGGUAUUCAAUUCAGCGAAGCAAAAUGCUGUCCUGAACCAAAAAAACAGAUUAUCAUUACUGACGCAAACGUUGCAGCUUUUGUGAAGUGUCUGAAAGAUUUAGUGGAGACGCAUAAUAAACCAGAACAUUUCCAUAAACAGAUUGUUGAAAGAGUUCAGACUGUGUCAGACAAGUUUAAAGUAACUACUGAAACACGUAGUCUGCUUACAGACUUUAAGACUUUGUUGAGAAAAAUCUAUUUUGGAUUAAAAUCCGUAAUCGAUCUGCUAUUGCCUCCUCAUAAGGAUCUCUUCGAUAUUGCUGCUGAAGGUAUAAUGAAAGUUAUACGUCUUUUUGUUCAUAACAAUGAACCACUGGUGGAUCUAUUGGAAAAAAUAGUGGUUGCAUUAGCAUCUGUACAUAGAAUAGCAGUUCUCAGUGCUUUAGAUAUCCUCAUAGGGCCUCUAAAAAGUACUUAAGAUAUGAUCUAUAGAUAUGAUUUAUAUAUUUAUGUUGAUCGUAAUACAAUUAUUGUUUAAAUCAUGAUAUUGUUUGUAUCUGUAUCUUGCCAAUAAAUUGUUU